AUGACCACACUCCAAUUCCAACCCCUCAACUCCCAGCCCACACCCGCUUUUUGGACCGCCCUUACCACUCAUAAACUGGACAAAGCCCGAUUGAGUGAUGAUGAACAACAGAUAACAGGUUGGUUGGAAGAGGGUAGGCAGGUGGAAGACCAUUCAAACUCCUCAUCCAGUGGCGAUCCCACGUAUGUUGGUAUCGAUGGGAAUAUAAGCGUUGGAGGUAAUGCUUUCGGGGAAAGCUCAGAGAGUACUCCUGCUGCUUCGAUUCCGGUCACAGGUAUCCUGAAGAAUUUCAAUACCGUCGAGGACUUUCGCAAGACGGAAACGAAGAAAGAGAUCUUUAACCAAGUCAUUCUUGGGUCUUUCAAAUCCGAUCAGCCUCUCAUUAACCCCUUUCUUCUGGUAACAUUUGCCGAUCUUAAGAAAUAUAUUUACCAUUAUUGGUUCGCUUUUCCCGCUUUCGUCAGUUCACCACCGUGGCGUAUGGAUCAGCAAGGCUUAACUCCCAUUCAAGAAACUGAUCUGCGGGAACUUCGGCAACUCGAAGCUCGACUGUCUACAACGGAAAAUCACAAAGUCGAAGCGUUCCUGGUAAAAGGGGAGCCCGGAUCUCGAUUGAUUGCACCGUUGUCCACAUAUCAAACAUUUUAUUCCGAUGCUUUGUCUACCGAGGUCACAAUAGCUUUUCACGACCCAUCCUCAUCGAAUACAAAUCCCGGUUGGCCUUUACGAAACAUUUUGCACUACCUCAAUCAAGUUCAUGGAACUACACAGGUCAAGGUGAUUUGUCUGCGGCAAGGCCGAGCGAGUAGACAGGCGAUUGUCACGUUGCCCCGAGAGCAACACGGCACCCCAGAUACCCAAGUGUCUGCAGUAGGAUGGGAGAGGACCAAAGAGGGAAAGCUAGCAAGCCGAAUAGCAGAUCUGGGACCGAUGAUGAAUCCAAUACGACUUGCAGAACAAGCAGUCGAUCUCAACCUAAAGUUGAUGAAAUGGAGGAUUGCUCCUAGCUUGGAUCUAGAGAUAAUUUCCCAUACGAAAUGUCUGUUGUUAGGUGCAGGAACGUUAGGUUGUUAUGUUGCACGAAAUCUCAUGGCCUGGGGAGUACGAAAUAUCACAUUUAUUGACUCCGCUAGAGUGUCCUUUUCCAAUCCAGUCCGACAGCCUCUUUUCCGCUUCGAGGAUUGUCUAGACGGUGGACGCUCUAAAGCAGUCUGCGCUGCCGAGAGACUCACCGAGAUUUUCCCUGGUAUAAUUGCCACGGGGCAUUCACUUACGAUUCCCAUGCCAGGACACCCUGUCCCCUCCUCUGCCUCGGAAGCUGCGUGCGAAGAUAUACGGAAGCUAGAAGAACUCAUCAGUCAGCAUGAUGCAAUCUUCCUGCUAAUGGAUUCGAGAGAAUCGCGAUGGCUUCCCACCCUCAUCAGCAUGAACCAGAACAAGAUAGUUAUCAAUGCAGCACUGGGCUUUGAUACUUAUCUUGUGAUGAGGCAUGGCGUUGUCAAUGUCGAUCGCCAUGCAACCCAAUUAGGCUGCUAUUACUGUAACGAUGUUGUGGCUCCGACUGACUCUUUAACAGACAGAACUUUAGAUCAAAUGUGUACGGUCACAAGACCAGGGGCAGCGCCUCUGGCCGCGGCCACAGCGACGGAAUUAUUGGUAUCAUUGUUACAACACCCCUUGAAAGCGCAAGCACCAGCGUACGAGCCUGGCGCAACUGACGGUGGUCAUGAAGCUGCUCUCGGUUCUGUCCCGCAUCAGAUCCGGGGCAUUCUGAGCCAAUGGAGAACAAUGAUCAUUCGUGGCCCUGCUUAUAACCAGUGCACAGCUUGCAGUCCUCUUGUCUUGAACGCAUAUCGACAUGGUGGAGCAAAGUGGCUUUUAGAAGUGUUCGCACGCGCUGAGCUUUUAGAGGAGGUGACAGGACUAGAUCAAUUACACAUUGAGAGCGAGAAAGCAUUGGACAAUAUUGACUGGUCGGACGAGAGCGGUAGCGAAGAUGAAAGUACGACAUAG
Molecule: messenger RNA, 2013 nt
Organism: Kwoniella botswanensis
Lineage: Eukaryota; Fungi; Basidiomycota; Tremellomycetes; Tremellales; Cryptococcaceae
Product: E1-like protein-activating enzyme Gsa7p/Apg7p
Exons: 11
Coding region: 1-2013 (670 amino acids)
Biological process (GO): piecemeal microautophagy of the nucleus; C-terminal protein lipidation; protein modification by small protein conjugation
Cellular component (GO): phagophore assembly site; cytoplasm
Molecular function (GO): Atg8 activating enzyme activity; Atg12 activating enzyme activity
Source: RefSeq, a predicted model, not a curated record